AUGGAGCCCAGCAUUUUUGUGUCGAUCCCCUCCUAUCGGGACCCCGAGUGCCAGUAUACCAUUUGCGACCUGUUCGCCAAAGCAGCUGUGCCGGAGAGGGUCUUCAUUGGGGUUUGCUGGCAGGCGGACCGGGCGGAGGACGAAUGUUGCUUUUGGCUGGAGCCCCCCAGCCAUUUGCGUUCAAACGUGCGGGUCCUGUGGCUGAUGCCCAGGGAUGCCCGAGGGCCCUGCUAUGCCCGCGCACGAAUUCAGCAAGAGCUCUACCAGGCUGAAGACUACUACCUGCAGUUGGACAGCCACUACCGCCUCAUCCCAGACUGGGACCUGGAGCUGUUGAAGCAACUGGAGAUGUGCUCAAGCCCCAAGCCCAUCCUGAGCACAUACCCAUCGAGCUACACCCUGCCCGAGGACUAUGCGCCUGGCGGACCGGACCAGGCGACCUUGGGCGAGGCCAAGGGGCCCAUCGUCCUGUGCGCCCGGGAGUUCGGUGCGGACGGCUUCCUCCGGAUCACGGGAAAACGAUGUCGGCCUAGUGCUCGGCCGCGUGCAGGGCUCUUCUGGGCGGCUGGCUUUGCCUUCUCCUCGGGGGAAGUGGUGAAAGACGUGCCCUACGACAUCCAGUUGGAGGAUCUCUUCUUCGGGGAGGAGUCCAGCAUGGCCGUUCGGCUUUGGACAGCGGGCUGGGAUUUCUAUGCGCCGACCCAGGUCAUUGGAUUCCACCUUUGGACGCGGACGCACCGGCCCCACUUUCGAGAGCAUCACUCGGAGGAGCGGCAGAGCCGGCAGAGAGCGUCCAUGGACCGAGUGCGGCAGCAACUACAAGGUGGGUCACUGGUCAGCGGUCAGCGCAGCUUACAGGAUUACGAAGCCUUCGCCGGCCUCAGCUUCGCCUCCCAAAGCCUCACAGACAGGGCCACUUUGGGUGGUUUGUCGCCGGAAGACUUUGAGGUGGAGCCGACACCUUCGCGGCCCUCCCGAAGUCCGUAUCCUCAGGGCUUACUGCCCAGCAAUGUGGCGCAGACCUUGCAAGCGAUGUUGGGGCAGGAGCCCAGCUCCGCACCUGCCAUGCUGGUCGCGCCUUUGGCGCCCCAGCCACCCCGCGUGCUGCGAGCAGCGGAUUCUCCCGUUGGCCGUUGGCUGCGUGUGGAGGAGGUGGAGGAACUCAACUUGUCGGGGAUUUGCAUCCUGGAUCACUUCCUGACAGAGAGGUGUUUUGGCGAAGCUUCGGGAGCCGUAGACCCAACCCAGGCGCCCGCGCUGGUGCGCCGAGGCGCGCGAGCCUACCAAGCACUCCGGCCAGCGCGGCUGGGAGGAGAGAGCGUGUGGCGUAGCCAGGAAGUGCGUGGCGAUGAAAUGGCUUGGCUCACCGUGGGUCAUGGAGGUUUUCCCGAGGCCCUGGAGGCCUUGCGCCAGGCUCAGGUGUCCGCCGAGCCUUCGGAGCAGGACCUGCAAGUGGCCCUGCACAUGCUCAGCGCACUGCGGCGGGAGAUGGAUGAGGCCUACGGCCUCGAGAGCUCCCGCGCGAGCUGCAUGCUGGCGCGCUACCCCGGUGCUGGCGCACGCUAUGCGCGGCACCGCGAUGCGCUCCACCAGGGUGAACGCGGGACGGCUCGGCGCUUGACCGCGGUGUACUACUUGAACAGCGGCUGGGAAACAGAGCAUGGUGGUUGCCUCCGAGCACACCUGCCCCACGCGGCGGGCGCACGCCUGAAAGCGGCGGCCCCCACCACGAAGACGAUGGACACCACGGAGGGCGCCCAGAAGGCAGCCAUGAGCUGGAGCUGUUGGUCGGCUCGGCUCGGCUGGUGGCCUUUUGUAAGGAGAUGGCCGUGUCUACGCUCCGCGGACUGGGACGAGGACUGGUCAGGCCUCAGUAGCUCGGAAACUGAGAGCGAUCCAUUGGAGGCGGUGCACCAGCUGCGCCGAGAGCAGGUGCGGCGGCAAAGCCACGCCCAACAGCUGGGCCACGUCCCCGUGCAGGAAUUGGAGUCCAUUGAUGCGGUGUUGGGCACUUGCAUGGGAACCCGGAGCACUGGCACCUACGUGGAUUGCACCUUCGGCCGCGGCGGCCACGCGCGCUCCCUGCUGCAGCGUUUGACGCCCUGCUCGCGGCUUUGGGCCUUCGACGUGGACGCCCAAGCUGUGCAGGUGGCCCGGCAGCUGGAAGCCGAAGACCCCCGCUUUCGGAUUUUGCACCGGCCCUUCGGAGAGAUCGCCGAGGCUUUGGCCCAGGUGGGCCAAGUGGAUGGGGUGCUCAUGGACCUGGGCGUGUCGAACAACCAGGCAGAGGACUCCCGCCUCCAGGAAGGCAUGCCGCUCGACCUGCGCAUGAAUCCGUCGCAUGGGAUCUCGGCCUCCGAGUGGCUGCAACAAGUCACCGAAGAGGAGCUAGCAUGGGUCAUCCACACCUACGGCGAGGAGGAUCAGGUCAUGGCCGAGCGCAUCGCCUCAAAAGUCCUGCGCACGCAGCGGCACCGCGGGGCAUACCGCAGCACGUAUGAGCUGGCAGAGGUGGUCAAGCAGGUGAAGCUGGAGAGCUGCCCACGCGAGGUGAACCUGGGGAAAUACGCCAACAAGGUGAACCCGGGUAAGAAGACCAUCAACGCCCUCCGUGUUUUCCUCAACAGAGAGAUCGAGCAAUUGGAGGAAGGCCUGAAGGGCGCGAUGAAGCUCUUGAGGAUCGGCGGCCGCUGUGCCAUUCUCACCUUCACCGUCCGCGAGAGGCGGGCUGUGCACGAGUUCCUCCGGCAGUGGGAGGAUCCGCCACUGGAAGAGCAAGAGGAGCUGUCGCCACAAAGAUUGGCCGAGCUCUACCCCCUGAGCACCACGCCUUGUCCCUACUCGGUGCAGCGCCUGGAUGCGCCCCGCGGCCCCGGAGGCGCGGAGGUCGCGCAGCAGCCGCGCGCGCGGAGCUCGGUGCUCGUGGUGCUGCAGAAGUCCCGGCGCACGUGUCCACUACCGGAGGGCGAAAUCACACCGCGACCAGUGGCCGAACGCUUCAAGGAGCCCCGAGGGACGCCACGCCUGCGUGGCGCUUGA
Durusdinium trenchii is the source of this 3039-nucleotide messenger RNA. Lineage: Eukaryota; Dinophyceae; Suessiales; Symbiodiniaceae. The record is from the annotation of a GenBank genome assembly.